AUGGUAAUCGUCACUUGGCAAUUCGAUGUGGUAGCACAACAUGAUGGGAGAGAAAAUACCUAUAAGUUGGAGAAAGAUGGUGUCAAAUUCACCUUGAUGCCAAUGAAAAAGAGUUCCAAAACCAAAGCUUCUAAAGUGGAGGAGCGGACCUUCUUUACUGUUACACAUUCUGGGACAGAGUUAGUAGUUGCUUUCAAAGCGUCAAGGGUGAUGUAUGAACUAAUUGUGAAGCAAGUAUUGACCACUGAAGGGGAGUUGAACACAAAAGAGUACCUAGAAGCAAUCAAGCCAUUGUUAGAAGAAUUUAGUGAGGUGAUGCCAGAGGAUUUACUUGACGAUUUAUCACCUAUGAGGGAUAUUCAUCACCACGUUGAUCUAAUUCCUGAAGCUAGUUUGUCGAACCUACUUCAUUAUUGGAUGAGUCCAAAGGAGAGCGAGAUUCUAAAAGAAAAGGUGGAAGAAUUAUUAACAAAGGGGUACAUCCAAGAGAGAAUGAGUCAAUGUGCAGUUCCUACCUCAUUAAUGCUAAAGAAAGACGAGAGUUGGAGGAUGUGUGUAGAGCAGGGCCAGCAAUAA
Molecule: messenger RNA, 576 nt
Organism: Pistacia vera
Lineage: Eukaryota; Viridiplantae; Streptophyta; Magnoliopsida; Sapindales; Anacardiaceae
Exons: 1
Coding region: 1-576 (191 amino acids)
Source: RefSeq, a predicted model, not a curated record